GAGAGAGAGAGAGAGAGAGAGAGAGAGAGGCAGAGCAGAGAGACACAGCAAUGGAUUUUUCAUCGCCGUCAAGCGGAUCUUCUUCUUCAAGCCAAUUCAAUCCUGAAACGUUCAAGAGCCAGCUUCAGAACCAACUCGCUCAGGCUUAUGCCGAAGAGUUCCUUGAGACCCUGAGAACGAAGUGCUUUGACAAGUGCAUAACAAAACCAGGAUCAAGCCUAAGCGGGGGUGAGAGCAGCUGCGUCUCUAGAUGUAUGGAUCGUUAUGUUGAGGCCACUGGUAUCAUCAGUAAAGCUCUCUUUAGUGCAACCCAGCACUAAAGUUCAUGAAAUUGCUUUUGUGAAGAAAUUCAAGUUGCAAAAGAUAACAGACUACAAAUGCAAGUUGAGAUUGUGCUGUUUUGUACUCUAUAUUAAAGAUCAACGUCGUUCUUAGGACUCGGUGCUGCAUUCACAUUAUUGUGCUAAUUUUAUGUACUUGACUUUUGAGCUAUGCAUACAUUUUCCUCAGCGAUUCUCCUAUUAACUCACUAUUUGGAUA
This is a messenger RNA of Argentina anserina (silverweed cinquefoil), 540 nucleotides long. RefSeq names its product mitochondrial import inner membrane translocase subunit Tim13. The coding region runs from base 51 to 320 and encodes 89 amino acids. NCBI's taxonomy places the organism in Eukaryota, Viridiplantae, Streptophyta, Magnoliopsida, Rosales, Rosaceae. The record is from RefSeq and is a predicted model, not a curated record. The transcript is spliced from 2 exons.